UCAAAGUACAAUUACUAAGGUAACUACGGUACUUCUCUCUCCUAUGGUAGCUACGACAGGCGGAAAUGGGUCCGACCGACUGCGAAGCUAGAGUCGAGUAGCAACAAGCUAGUUGGCUACGCUACUUUCUUGCCUGACGUGUUCUUAGCAAGUUCCGUCAAAAUUGUUCAAUAACACCCGUAGGUGUGUCGCAUUUCAUGCUUUGGUGCGACCCGAGUCGCCCCCCGACCAGAAGGACGAUAACUAGAGGAUCCCGUCACUAAACCAGAGGUAGCAGUCCGAGAAGAACCAUGGCUAGCCGCCUAGCCUUCCAGACCCAGCUCGCCUCCAUCAUGGAGGUGCUGGCUAACGCCGCGGUGGCGGAGAUCUGUAAACUGGUGGACGACGACUACGCGGUGGUGAGCCUGCAAAUGUCUCAGUGCCAGAGAGAGAACAAGGCGCUGAAGAGGAAGCUCAACCUGAUGGAGCUCAAGAUGGCCCGCGGCUUCGCCGAGCGGAGGCUGCGGGACAGCGCCGCCAGUAUCGGCCGAACCAGGGUGCACGUCGGCUCCAACGACCGCUUCAGAUCCUCUUCGGCAGCCUCUGGUGUGGUGUUUGAGGGGCAGAUGGACAUGGUUCCUUGGCCAGGCGGAGUGGUGCCAGGAGCGGCCAGCCGAGAGACCACGACCUGCGACCUCCAGCAGGAUAUGUCUGCGGACGUAGAGCUAGUUGAAGCAGAAUUGGUGAAGCAGGAGAAGAUGGAGGAGGCAGAAGAGGACGUGGAGGAGGAGGUUCAGCUCAUCAGAGCAGAUGGUCAGAUGGAGAGAGGACCUGGGGGAGGCCGGGUCCAGAGGAGCAGCCGCCCUCAGCAGGAGGUCCAGGCCGCCUAUCACCACAAUGAGUGUCCGGACCCCGCCCCAUCGGCCAGCACCAGAGGAGUGGAGAAUGAGGAGGAGCCUGACGUGAAGCGAGUGAAGCAGGAGGCGGGGCUAGAGUCUCCAGACCACGCCCACCCCACACUCAUCAUACAAGAGGGAUUGGUGGAAUCCAGUACAGACGACUACAAAGCCAGCCUUUCAUUGGACGGCGUCAGCCAGCCGGCCCAGGAGCUCCAGGAAUGUGGGCAGGGCUUCUCAGAGGUCAGCUUUGACCCCUCGUCUCUGUGGACCUAUGGGGGCGUGGGUCUGAGUGGGGGGGUGGGUCUUCCAAGGCCCUCCUCCCCCUCCAGCCCACUGAACAGGACCCUAGUGGCUGGCCCUCCCAAUGGAUUGGCUGCCGGGGGUUCCGGUGGGCUGGGAUUGGCUGCCGGGGGUUCCGGUGGGCUGGGAUUGGCUGCCGGGGCUUCCGGUGGGCUGGGAUUGGCUGCUGGGGGUUCCAGUGGGCUGGGAUUAUCUGUGUCUGGUGGCAGGGGAUUGGCCUCUGCUGGUUCUAGUGGCCGGGGAUUGGCUUCUGCUGGUUCUAGUGGCCGGGGAUUGGCUUCUGCUGGUUCUAGUGGCCGGGUAUUGGGAGUCGGCGGUGGUAGCACUUUUCACUCCAGAGACUCAUUUCUGUCCCAGGACUCUUCUUCCAUCCAGGCUGUCCUCAGGGGUCAGGGCUCACAAUACGUGGCUCAGAGUCUGGACCCAUCGGGGUCCAGGGGGGCGUCGUCGGUGGCCCGACGCCCUAGCCCCACCAAGCGAGCCUGGGCCUGCAGCUUCUGCGGGAAAGCCUUCCGCUCCCCGGCCAACCUGGAGUCCCACCUACGCACGCACACCGGGGAGCGGCCCUAUGGCUGCACCGUGUGCGGCAAGAAGUUCUCCCAGCUGUGGAACCUGAAGAUCCAUGGGAACACCCACACUGGGGAGAGGCCUUACCAGUGUCCGCUCUGCCCUGAGAGGUUCUCAGACCCCAGCAACCUCAAGAAGCACCAGAGAAGACACCACCCCAGCACCUAGACCCCCCCCCACACCUAGACCCACAACACCCCCACCCCUAGACAUAGACCACCUCACACCCAGACCCCAAACAUUCAGACCCACAGCACCCCCACCCCUAGACCUAGACCACCUCACACCUAGACCCACACCCACACCUAAAACAGAACACUUCUAGACCAACACCACCCUUACUCCUAAAACAACACCUCUAGACCCACACCAUCCCUACUCCUCGCACACACCACCCCUACACCACUUAGGGGUCACACUGGAGGUCCCCAGCCCAGAGGUACCUCGGGGUGGAGGUCAACAGUCCAGAGGUCCGAACCAGCUUGGCCAAAAGCAGGUCACAUGUCUUUGCUGUCAUGCAGGCGCUUGAAGUUCUCCCAAGUUUCAUAGACUGGGUCGAGAUCCGUUUUGGGUCGUGGGCUGACACGGAGAAAUCAAGGGCUCUCGUUAAAAUUUAAGGAUUAACAAUUCUGCUGCACUCUGGGAGUUCUGAGUCUGAGGAGGUCAGAGUGUUUUGAGAGUGCGCUGGCGAGAUGUUCCCAGAGUGAGAUGUUCAGAGGUCCGAGUGUUCUGAGCGUGGGGUGUUCUGAGCGUGAGGUGGUGAGAGUUCUCAGACUGAGGUGCUCGGACCAUUCUGAAAGCGAUGCGGUCGGGGUUCAAGCGUCCUGAGAGUGAAGCGUCCAGACCAUCCUGAGACUGAGGCGGUCAGGGUGUUCUGAGAGUGAUGCGGUUCCCCCUGACAAAAGGUCAGAAGCCCUGGUGCUGCCAGCCCCUCUGUGAGCGUAGAUCUUCUUGUUCUUGAUGGAGAGUGAAGCCAAUGUUUCACAGUGCCCCAAUUCAGGAAAUGAGAUCCUCUUGGGAGGAGGUUCAAUGUCAGCAUUUAGAAGUGGUUUCAGUUCACAGUGGAUCGCUAUGGAUCCGCUUUAGUGUUGCGUCAGUUCCAGCUUGCAGACUAGCUCCUGCAGUCAGGCUUCCAACAAACUUUAACUGUUCUUUCGAUCUGUACCUACUUUCAGUUUUUUUUUUUUUACUGAUGUUUUUACAUUAAUAUAUGCUUGCAGUUUAGUUUUUUAUAUUUCCGAUACGACAUUAUCAUGGUACCCGAUUAUAUUUUAAAUUCUUUAUUUCUUUUUAAGAAAAUAUAUAUGAUGUGUGAAUAAUGAAUGAUUGGGAUGGAUAGAUUGGUUUUUUAUUCACCCCCUAGAAACAUGGGACAAUACAUGAAGGGAUUUUAUUGUGUCACAUGUUUGUAAAUUUGAUCUGUGAAGACAAAAUGAUUAAACAUGUUUUAAAAAACAAAAAUGAUGUGCCAAUUUGUGGUUAUUCUAAGAUCGCUUCAUACGAGUUUUGAGAAGUUAAAUUACAAAGUUGUGACACAAUAUUAACCGCAGUAUUAAGAUGACUUACUUUAUCUGUAACAUUACAAAAAGUUAAUUUCAGCCAAUAGGUAGGAAGGAUAGUCUUAGGGGUCAAGGUGUGCACCCCCUUCCUGUUUUUCUUGACCUAUUCUUAAACCUUACUGUAAUGAAAGUUAUAUUGCUGAGCUACAAUGCUGAAUAGUAAAUAGCUGACCUAUCAGAAUGCAGAUCUAUGCUUUAAUUUUCUAAUAUAAUCACUGCUUCCUACAUGUUAACAUUUCUGUCUGCUGCAGCAACUCGUGGAAAUGUUGGGACAAUUGAAACCUAUUUGGACACAAAUCCUGGAUAGCUGACCGCAAUAUUCCAAGUUUUCCAGGGUUCAUAUCGGAGGCUGUGAUUAUUUCACAACACGCAUGUAAAGCAGUUCUGCUCUAUUAGAAACCAUUGGUCCCUUUGAAGCAGAGGAAACCUCUGUAUAGUGUCCUCUGUUCUGGGUGUAAAGAGUCCCCUGGUCAACAAGUAUAGAGUUCACGAGAGUCCUCUGGUCUAUGAAGUAUAGAGUAAUCUGACCCCCCCCCCCCUCUCCUUG
Molecule: messenger RNA, 3851 nt
Organism: Gadus chalcogrammus (walleye pollock)
Lineage: Eukaryota; Metazoa; Chordata; Actinopteri; Gadiformes; Gadidae
Product: zinc finger protein 79-like
Exons: 6
Coding region: 291-1913 (540 amino acids)
Cellular component (GO): nucleus
Source: RefSeq, a predicted model, not a curated record